UUCACAGAGGUACUUAAACGUUUCCGCAAAAGCAAAAUGGUGGAUUUGUUAUCAUCCUUGGCGCCCUGCAAAAUAAAAAAAAUCAGUCUGUAUAUACUAUCCUAGAGGCGUUGCACACUACAUAACCAUGUUUAAGAAAGCUAAGAGGUGCAAUUUCAGGCGGAGGAAUGAAUCGGACGACGAGGAGAAAGAGGAGGUCCAGCAGUCCGGCGGGCCCGGGGCUGAAGAGUCGGCGAACCCGAGCGAGUCCAGCACUGGUCCCGCUCCUGGAGCAAACAUGCUGAACAACCACGGGAACGGGUUUCAGCCCGGUGCUGUUAAGGUCAAUAAAGACCUUAAGAAGAGAAAGAAGGAGAACCGAGAGGAACCUAAAGCGAGUCUGCUGAGCUUCCACGACGAUGAAGAUGACACUGAUGUGUUCCGUGUGAAGAAAUCCUAUCACAGCAAGAAGAUCGUCAAGCAGCUGAAGAAAGAAUACAAGGAUGAUUUGGAAAAGACCACCACUGCCAUACCAGAGCAAAGCACACGCAUUGGUGGACCUGCUUAUAAUCUGUCAAUUAAAGAGGAGCCCUUAGUGGGCAGCAGAGCCAGCAGUGAACAGGGAGAAGAAGAAAUGGAGGUGGACAGCAAUGAGGAACAGGAAGAGGAGGGCGAGCAAAGGUCUGCGGGUGGAGCCUUUAGCCAAACUCUGUCUGCCCUCAGCUCACUUAGACCAGGUGAGAUCCCCGACGCGGCCUUCAUUCAUGCAGCUCGUAAACGUAGGCAGAUGGCUCGAGAGCUUGGGGGUGAGGCUCCGUUGAUCGAGAAUGAAGCGACGAACAAGCGCCUUGUUCACGAAGAUGAGAACGGCGGCAGUGACGACGAUGAAGAUGAGAAGAGAAUCAACUUCAGUGGAGUCAAGAUAAAGACUCAGAGGCAGAAAAUAGCGGAGGAGAUCGGUAUUGAAGGCAGUGAUGAUGAAGCUCUAGAUAAUGGCCAGGAUGAGGAAGUGAAUCGCUGGGAGCAGGAGCAGAUCAGGAAGGGCAUUAGCAUCCCGCAGGUCCAAGCCACCCAAUCCGAGGAUACAACCAUGUAUUACCAAGGCAGUUAUGAUGCGCAGCCAUAUGGAGCGUCCUACGCCAUGCCGUUUAGCUACGCCACCAUCGCAGUUGGAGCCGACAACAGCAAGACUUUGAAAGCAGAGCCCUCAGUUCCUUAUCCCAUUCCCUCUUGUGACCUGACCCCUAUAACCACAGAUCUGGUAAAGAAACGUCUCAAAGACAGGCUGAGCUUCAUGCGCCAGGGGCACAAUUCCAAUGCCCGGCGCUUUGAGCAGAUCCAGGAGGAGCUGGAGGCCUCCAAAAAGACCAUCCAGCUCCUAGAGGGCUCCUCACAGGAGGCCGCAGACAAAUAUAGAUUCUUGCAAGAAAUGCGAGGGUAUGUUGGAGACUUGCUUGAGUGUUUCAGUGAAAAGGUGCCUGUUAUUCUGGAGCUAGAGGUCGCCAUGCACCAGUUACUUCGGCAGCGGGCGUCCCGUCUCGUCCAGAGAAGACAGGAUGAUAUUAAAGAUGAAUCGUCGGAGUUUUCCAGCCUUUCAAGUAAGGCUGUUAUGGCCCCUAACCUGGACUCAUUCGGUCGAGAUCGCACAGCCUAUCAGGAGCUUGCCAAGCAGAGGAGGAUAGCUGAAAGAGAAGCCAGACGAACCCGUCGGAGACAAGCUCGAGAGCAGAACGGCAAGAGAGCCGAGCAUAAGGAGGGCCUGUCUAGUGAUGACGAAGAGACGUCCACUGACAUCACCAGCUACAACCUAGAGAGAGAUCGCAUUUUAAAUGAGUCAAAGAAGGUUUUUGAGGACGUGGUGGAGGAUUUCCACUCUCUGGACAACAUAAAGUCUCACUUCGAGACCUGGAGAAAGCUGUAUUUUACAUGCUACAGAGACGCCUACAUCGGACUGUGCCUGCCCAAACUCUUUAACCCCCUUAUUCGACUGCAGCUCACCUCAUGGUCUCCAUUUGAGGUGGAGUGUCCCAACUUUGAGUACAUGCUGUGGUUUGAGUCUUUGCUCUUUUAUGGCUGUGAGGAGCAGAGCACUCUAAAGAAAGAGGAAGAGAUAGAUAACAGCCUGCUUCCUGCUAUCGUAGAAAGAGUGCUUCUUCCUAAACUAGCAGUGCUGACGGAUCAGGUGUGGGAUCCGCUCUCUAGCAGUCAGACGUCCAGACUGGUGGCUUUCAUGCAGAGGCUGAUCAAAGAUUAUCCCACUGUGCUGCACGGCGACAACCGCAACACACAAGAGCUUCUAAGGACCAUAGUCAUGCGAAUUCGACGGACUCUCGAUGAUGACAUUUUCCUGCCUCUGUUUCCAAAAAAUGUCAUGGAAAACAAGAACUCUGGUCCUUACCUCUUUUCCCAGAGGCAGUUUUGGUCUUGUGUAAAGUUACUUGGGAAUAUCUUAAUAUGGGACGGGAUCCUGUCUCUGUCAGCGCUGAAGGAGCUCGCCGUAGACAGCACACUAAACCGCUACAUUCUCUCAGCCCUGCAGACCACAGACGCCAGCGAGGAACAUGUGGAGAAAUGCCGCAGAGUGGUGGAGUGUUUUCCUGUGCAGUGGUUCAGCAGUCUGAAAGGACAGCAGACUCUUCCUCAGCUCGAGAACUUCUGCAGAUUUUUGAAACACCUGGCCAGCAGUCUGUACCGCAGCUGCGUGGCUGGAUCAGACGUGGAGAAGAGGACCGUGAGGGAACAAAUAAAGGAUGUGAUUAGGCUUCUGGGACGACUCAACGCUUUAGACCACGUGAUCGCAGUUGCUUCAGAACAUGGCAUUAAAGAUAUAAAGACUCUCCUCGAGAACAAAUGAAAAGCAAACCAAUGGAACACCUCACUGGCCAUUUUUGGAUGGACCACACUGUGUAAAUACUGUGAAUAUUGUACAUUUAUCUGUGUGGCUGAAGGGUUUUCUUUCGAGGCACAUUGGUGGACUCUAGUGAUGUUUCACCUUCAGGAAACUGAAGGUCACUGAUUUGGGUUUGAAGUGUACUCUGCUGUGUUAAGACUUUUGUAGUCCCUUACCUGAUGAGGCGUCACUUCUUUUUACUUUUUUUAAACGGAUGGGAUCUCUUAGUUGGAUCUUUUAACUGUCAAUCACUCUUCAGUACCUGCAAGAAAAUAUAUUGGUUCUGUACACUUUCCCCUCCCUCAAAGGCUGCAGUUUGAGAGCAGGUUGCAUACAGCAUAUUGUCAACAACGUUCAAAAAAUAUUUAUGCACAGCCAUGGGUCAAAUGAUCCAGCAUCUGUGCCCAUCUCAAAAACAGAGUUUGGUCUUGCUCAUGUGCCAACCUCAUCCCUAAUUAAACGAACAUGACAUGCUGGCAAACAAAACCACGUGCUACUUUAAUGAAUGUACUUAUUUUUUGUUGUUUUCCUGAACCUUGAAAUGAUUUGCAUAAAUAAAGUGUUAAUGAUUA
Molecule: messenger RNA, 3441 nt
Organism: Rhinichthys klamathensis goyatoka
Lineage: Eukaryota; Metazoa; Chordata; Actinopteri; Cypriniformes; Leuciscidae
Gene: paxbp1
Product: PAX3 and PAX7 binding protein 1
Exons: 18
Coding region: 128-2833 (901 amino acids)
Biological process (GO): mRNA splicing, via spliceosome; positive regulation of transcription by RNA polymerase II
Cellular component (GO): nucleus
Molecular function (GO): DNA binding
Source: RefSeq, a predicted model, not a curated record